AGGAGUCCUCAUAAGAUCUCCAUCACACUAGUUUUAUUGGUACAGAACUCUCGAUCUGACGAGAACCUCCACACUAGACAGUGUUAAGUAACGACAACUUCGUAACUAACAGUGCUUAGCACCAGGGUGCAUGCACAUCUUCAGGGCUAAUGAAACAUGGCUGAGAGUUAUCGUGUAUGUGGAAGAUGCUCUUGCCUACAAAUCCCUCUGUCAUAAGACGGACCCCUUGUCACUGCGGAUACACAGAUUUGUCGGCAGUGUACGCUACAGAAUUAUAUAUGGUUUGGUUGUUGCUAUUUUCCUCCUCCUCGCUUUUGUGGAACGUCCGUCCUCUCUCAGUAUCAACUCAGAUUUCACAGUCGGGAACAACAACACGAACACGAGAUACGAACUCCCAUUUGGAGUGACGCAUUCUAUUGAGUUUGUUUGUAUCAUUUCCUUCAUUGCAGACUUCCUAGCUCGCUGCAGGAUAUCCGAUAAGCCUCCAUGGAAAAGCAAAUGGCUGUUUGCCUACGGAGUUGUCAACUUAGUUUACGUGAUAUUUUUCUGGUUGUUCAUUGGUUUGAGGUCGAGCCAGUUGCUUGUUUACCGGGUACUACGGCCGUUCUACAUGGUACAAAACAGCUCGAUAAUGAAGAAGGUGCUGAAUGCAGUGAGGCGAAGUUUACCCGAAGUGAUCGGAGUGCUGGUGGUACUGACACUGAAUGUGGUGGUAUUUGGACUUAGUGGGCACAUUCUCUUUUCUGAUACUAUCAAGGAAUACUUUGAAACUAUGGAGGAUAGCUUGUGGAAUUUUUUAGUUCUAACAACAACUGCAAAUAAUCCAGAUGUUAUGAUUCCAGCUUAUAAAGUUAACAGACUUUACUUUAUUUUCUUCAUUGCUUAUAUCUGGUUAGGAACCUACGGGCUGAUGAAUUUGCUGCUGGCGGUAAUAUACAACCAGUUUCGGCACAAUUUCAAGGUUUCAGUGAAAGAGCUUAUAAAAAGACGAAGCCUUGCUUUACGAGCUGCGUUCGAAGUGUUAACAAACCCACGGGUCGGCAGAAAUCGAACUACCUCCCACGAGAAAAGCCUCGAGUCUAAUCGAAAUUGGGAGGUGACUGCUGACUCGGACGACUGUCUGAUUGUGGAUGACAUGAAUGAUGAGGAACCAACACAUCCCACCAACAAGUGUUUAGAGGUUUCAGCUGUUCUUGACAUUUUGGACGACCUUAGAAUGAACAGAAAGUAUAAAAAUUUCCUGUACGAUAAAUUGAACGACCAUAAGAGGAUGCAAACUGAUCAUCUUGACAAACAAGACUUUGUGAAACUAUUUUUCGAUGUCGAGACGGACUAUGCGGCAGACGCACUAUUAAAACGAGACGCAUAUUUAAGAAGAGACACAUGGGAGGUUCCUUACAUAAAGAAGAUUGUUCUACAUCCUUUUUUUGAGGUUGUCGGAACAGUUUUUGCGUUUGUGAACACGGUAUCACUGCUAGUCGUUCUGGCCCAAAACCCUGAUGAAGAUGGAGUUCGUUCCGGAGCAGAUUUCGUUUUUUUCAUGAACAUUAUAGUCACAAUCUACUUCAUUAUCGAACAAGUGUUACGGUUCAUGGGUGUUGGACCCAAAGUUUACAUCCGAACAUAUUCCUACUGUUACGACUUGAUCCUGACGGUUGUUGUAUCCAUAUUGAUGACAACUUUUUACACUCGAGACCUUGAUGAUGACGGUCAGGAUCUGGCUGCUACCAAUAUCUUGCGGAGUAUUAACCUUUGUAUUUGUUUUAGAGUCAUCAGAGUGGUCAUGCAGGUCAAACGACUGAGGGUCGUUGUGAAGACCUAUGUAACACUCAUCAAGCACAUGUCCUCUUAUUUGGGAAUACUGAUGGCUCUGAUGUACGUGUACGCUAUAAUAGGGAUGGAGUUGUUCUCAGCGGAUGUAACUUCAGAGAUCCACAACAAAUCGGCUGUGAGGGAUAACCAGACCCUGGCUUCUCAAUGUGGCACCUACUGGAAUCUUGAUUACUACACUUUGAAUUUUGACGAUUUCUUUGCUUCGAUAGUGACUCUUUUAACGCUGAUGGUGGUGAACAACUGGCACAUUAUCGUCAAUGCGUUCUCUUACUCACGAGGAGACUGGUGGUCAACCUACUACUUCAUAUCAUGGUGGAUCAUCUGCGUUCUACUUAUUCUUAAUGUUAUCAUAGCCCUCAUUCUCGAUGCUUUCAUCGACAGGUGGGACAAGAAGGACGAUGUAACCGAAGAUCGGGGAAAUUUCCACGUGAACCAGUUUGUGGAUCCACACGAACGAGCUCGUGCAUUCUCAGAAAAUGAACUCGUCACGGCGCUCCAUCGCAACAACAUCAUCAAAAGUCCCUUCCUUAAUAUUAACUCGACCACUCCAGACGUACCUAGUGCAAGUUAUGUAAAUAGCCAGCAGAUAUUUUGUGCCAAAUCGCCUAAUUCUUUACGUAGGUGAUUCACAAUAUUGAGUGUAAUUCAUGGAUCGGGAAAAAAUGCUGUUCUGGAAGUUUUUGAUGAAUUUUAAUUUUUAUGUUUAUGUACUUCAGAUGCAAUCUAUAAUGUUAUUCCUUACUGUUAGUCUUAUGUUCUCGAUUUUGAUUCUUUGAUGUUUUAA
Messenger RNA from Bolinopsis microptera, 2617 nucleotides. RefSeq names its product two pore channel protein 2-like. Bases 131 to 2458 code for a protein of 775 amino acids. Gene Ontology annotation, cellular component: lysosomal membrane. The transcript is spliced from 17 exons. The record is from RefSeq and is a predicted model, not a curated record. NCBI's taxonomy places the organism in Eukaryota, Metazoa, Ctenophora, Tentaculata, Lobata, Bolinopsidae. Gene Ontology annotation, molecular function: voltage-gated channel activity; ligand-gated sodium channel activity; intracellularly phosphatidylinositol-3,5-bisphosphate-gated monatomic cation channel activity. Gene Ontology annotation, biological process: transmembrane transport; calcium-mediated signaling; endocytosis involved in viral entry into host cell.